CCCUUGAAGCAUAGGAUCACAGAACAGAGCAAAGUGCACUUUCCCCUGUUUUUUCUACCCUGUUUUCAUAGAGAGCAGAACUCAAGCUUCAAAUGGCACUCCAAGAAUUCUCCAUUGUUCUUACAACUCUCAUUGUUUUAUUUAUUGGCAUGAACAUGCAAGGUGCUGCAGCGGACUAUGGCGGUUGGGAGAGUGCUCACGCCACUUUCUAUGGUGGGGGUGAUGCUUCUGGCACAAUGGGGGGUGCAUGUGGAUAUGGAAAUUUGUAUAGCCAGGGCUAUGGAACAGACACAGCAGCUCUAAGCACAGCUUUAUUCAACAAUGGCUUAAGCUGCGGGUCUUGCUAUGAAAUGAGAUGUGACGAUGACCCAAGAUGGUGCAAGCCUGGCUCUAUUAUUGUUACUGCUACAAACUUCUGUCCACCAAACCCAUCUUUGGCCAAUAACAAUGGUGGUUGGUGCAACCCUCCUCUGCAACACUUUGACAUGGCUGAACCGGCCUUCCUGCAAAUUGCACAAUAUAGGGCUGGAAUUGUGCCUGUGGCCUUUAGAAGGGUGCCUUGUGCAAAGAAGGGAGGAAUAAGAUUCACCAUCAAUGGCCACUCUUACUUUAACCUAGUUUUGAUCACCAACGUUGGUGGUGCUGGGGAUGUCCAUUCAGCUUCCAUCAAAGGAUCAAGAAGUGGGUGGCAACCUAUGUCAAGAAAUUGGGGACAAAACUGGCAGAGCAACUCUUACCUCAAUGGACAAGCCCUCUCAUUCCAAGUCACAACCAGUGAUGGUAGAACCGUGACAAGCAUCAAUGUGGCACCGGCCAAUUGGCAAUUUGGUCAAACCUUCCAAGGUGGUCAAUUUUAAUUAGAUACUACAAUGUGUGGGGUAGGUUGUAGUGAAGAAGUUUAUAUACUUCCCUCAAUUUUAUCAAAAAGAAGUUUAUAUACUUGUUAAGUUUGUCCAUGGAAGACGCAUAUAUGAAGGUUUCAUAAUAGGGAUUGAUUCUUGUAACUGUGAUUCUGAAAGACCAGUGUUUUAUUUUAUUGGUCUGCAUAUAGUAGCUGAGGUGGUAGUAUGGCACCCGCUGGUCACUUCACAUGUGGAGGGUUUUAUGUUAUAAUUUUGUGUAUUGUGCUACUUUUCUUCAAUUAGUAUAUUGACAUUGAUGAGAGAAAUGUCAUUUGAACAAAUUUUGUUAUUUCA
Messenger RNA from Lotus japonicus, 1196 nucleotides. RefSeq names its product expansin-A10-like. The record is from RefSeq and is a predicted model, not a curated record. Lineage: Eukaryota; Viridiplantae; Streptophyta; Magnoliopsida; Fabales; Fabaceae. Gene Ontology annotation, biological process: plant-type cell wall organization. The transcript is spliced from 3 exons. Gene Ontology annotation, cellular component: extracellular region. The coding region runs from base 93 to 857 and encodes 254 amino acids.